Messenger RNA from Exophiala oligosperma, 3041 nucleotides. RefSeq lists its product as uncharacterized. Gene Ontology annotation, biological process: translational elongation. The record is from RefSeq and is a predicted model, not a curated record. The coding region runs from base 256 to 2952 and encodes 898 amino acids. Gene Ontology annotation, molecular function: GTP binding; translation elongation factor activity; GTPase activity. The transcript has a single exon. Lineage: Eukaryota; Fungi; Ascomycota; Eurotiomycetes; Chaetothyriales; Herpotrichiellaceae.
CUUUCUACGAGUACGCCUGACUUCUCUACGAGACUGCCAUGUGCUUGACCGAGACUCUCAAAUCCAGAACAUAACUAAUUCGCACCAAAAGACCUCUCGUUCAUCAAUAGCAAAAAUGUGCCUUCGUCUGGCCCAAAUGCUCUACUACUCUCACACAAUAACCCGUUCAUUAUCGAUAUUACGGCUGGUGUUACGGCAGAAUCUCAUAUGAAGGUUGAAAGAGGUGGAUAGAUUCACGCUGGUAAUAUUACAGUCAUGGCAUCCAUAUUUACCUACCAAGACGAACCUCCUCGAAUACAUUCGCCAUGGUCCACCCCGGGAACCUCAACUCCGCAGCCAUCGCAGAAUGUUGAGACUACCAUUGGGGACAAUUUCCAAGAUACGCGUGUCCUCACUACCCCUCUUGUUGAGAAGCUGGAACCGGAAAGGCAGGAUGGUCCCACAGAAUACAAGUUGCACCUGCUUCUGCGCCCAAGGCGUAGGGCUGCUCUAAACGAGCCCGCGGCCACGAGUCCAGACCUAUCUCCGGCGGGCUCCCAUGCGCCGGACAGGCAGACAUACACUUCAGGCGACUCGACACUGGGACGCCCUUUGGGCCAGCCAUCUGCACAGGCCCGUCAACUCAGGCUUCAGCAAUUGACCACACAGCUGCUGUGGAGACUGCAGCAGUCAUCCCCUUUUCACUCCUCUUCAAAUGCCGAUCUCGUCUUGCCGAUGCUUCCUGAAGCAGGCCCAAGGUCAGGCGUGCCUGGGAGACCAUUUAGGCUCUUGCCCGGCUUGGAAGAAAGUCAAGGCGCGCUGUACGAAAUCGGUGUGGCUGAUGACGGGACGCUGGUCGGCCUGACGGGCGAAGAACUGCAGGAGAGCCUGGGCAACCUUGAAACCAUGGCCACCAGUCUAGGCUGUACCACCAUUGUGCUUCGGAGAGUUCUGGUAGGGCCUGGCGAAAGGGUGGAUCCCGAGCUUCGUUCGGACAAGGUCCGCUUGCAAGAGGACGGACUUUGGGUUGCGGAAGUUUUAGUCUUCCCAGACUCGCGAACGACCACGGAUCUAAACGAGCCCGUGACGGCCCUUGACUCCGGAGCAAGCAUCGUGGAAGAGAGAUAUCGUGAUCGUGUAGUCGAGGGGGCCUCAACGGAACAGCUUCGGGUCACACUGGUUGGGGCUGCUUCUUCAGGCAAGUCUACCCUCCUUGGAACGAUCUCGACAUCCACUCUCGACAACGGCCGUGGGAAAAGCAGAUUGUCACUGCUUAAACAUCGACACGAAAUUGCUUCCGGAGUUACAAGUUCUGUAGCACAAGAACUUGUUGGCUAUCAGACUGACCGAGCAUGCCAAAGUCCCGUCGUCAACUAUGCCUCAGGCAACGUUUCUUCUUGGACAGAUAUACACAACCUAGCAGAUCGCUUGGUAUUUUUGUCCGAUUCUCCCGGCCUUCCUCGAUUUGCAAAGUCGACCUUUCGUAGCCUAAUAUCUUGGAAGCCAUCCUGGACUGUUCUCUGCGUUGCGGCAGAUGAUAAUGAGGGCAAUCCAAGCCAAUCUAGCGAAACAGUCACUACCAGCAUAAAUUCUGCAGACCACAUAGCAGCAAAGCGGGUUGAUUUUUCGCUAUGCCAUCUUGAUUUAUGUCUGCGAUUAGAUUUACCUCUCAUCAUAGUCAUAACCAAGAUGGAUCUCGCAAAUAAGACUGGCCUCCGUUCGGUUUUGACAAAGCUACUUUCAGCUCUGAAAGCCUCUGGAAAGGUACCUGUGGUACUAGGAAACAGCCUGGGGACAGUUGCAGUGCCUGAAGCUGGUGGCUUCGCGCCAGAACUGCAAUCCGUUCCAGACCAGGAGCAAGCUGAGGCCGACCGACUUGUUGCAUCAAUGGAAGACGGCAAUGCUGGCAGAAAAGUUCCUAUUCUAAUGACCAGUACAGUGACCGGCCAAGGGAUCGCCAAGGUACAUGCUUUACUACGCUCAGUCCCGAUCACAAUAUCUGGUGACUGGAUGUCGUCUCGUUCAAACACAAGUCCUGGGAUUUCAAUCCUUUUCCAGGUCGAUGAGGUCUUCAGCAUACCCCCUUCACGCGUGUACACCCAGGAUGCACAUGUCGAUCACAAGAACCAAGGUGUAGUUCUUUGCGGGCUGGUUUCUCAAGGCAGAUUGUCUGUAGGAGACGUGUUGGAUCUUGGACCAUUCGCCAUCGACCAGGAACAAAACUCCCCACAAGCGUCCAGGUCGAUCUUGAAAUCAAAAUCCUACAGUACUGAAGCUGUAUCUGUUCCAAAAAGGGCCGGUAUCUUUUCGCGGUCGUACCAAGACAGCCCAAGGAUGUCUCUCAGUGCCACUCAGUUGAUACCAGUCUAUGUGCGGGUAAAGGUGGUUUCGCUUCGUAGUCUCCGACUCCCAGUCACUCGAAUGGGUCCUGGAGAAACUGGAACUAUUGGAGUUGUAUCCAUCGACGACCAUCGGGAUCUCGUCGUAGACCUGCAGAAGGCUCGCAAGGGUAUGGUGUUGAUAGAUGCCCACGAGCGACCUUCUGGAUGUCGUUCUUUUUCUGCAACUUUCUCAACCAUUGAUUUCUCCCAUCCUACCAUGCCGCCACUAAUACUAGGUGGUCACGCUAUCGUCUACGUCAACAGCAUUCGUGCAGCAGUCAAGAUAAUUGCCAUGGCCACGAAUGAACAAGUACAAGGGGAUGGGUUUGACACUUCCCAGCAAGAGGCGGAAAUGUUCUCUUUCGACGGUAAAGAUGCGAUGGAAGGCCCGGAAAGAUCCGUGUCUGGUGAAGGACUAAAGGUGAUUGAAAUAUCUUUUCAAUUCGUGAGUACAGUGGAAUGGAUGAAUCUCGGGGACUCGAUUCUCGUUGUACCUACAGUCACAGCCCCUGGUCCUGUAACGGGAGCUGCGGCGCCGAAUCCAUCUGGAUUAGCUGGAUUUGUUGGCAAGAUCAGUGAUCUGUUUAGCUGACACAUUGAUGUAUCGACGUUUGCAAAGGAAAGUUAUGUAUCACCAUGAGAUCAGCUAUACCGAGCCUUCACAUAUAAUACUAUAUUCCG